UAUGAGUUGUGUUAAGCUUGUAGCUCAUUUAUGUAUGAAAGUGGAUUUAUUUCAAUUUUAACAGUCAAAGAAUGAGCAACUAUAACAUGAGAUUCAUCAUGGAAUACAUCUUUUAUAUAUUUAUUUUACAAUUAAUAAUUUAUUCAAAGUCUGAACCAUUGACUGUUAAACUUCUUGGAGUUGUAUUUCGUCAUGGUGAUAGAGUACCUGAUUCGGGUAGAGAAUCAUACCCAAAUGAUCCAUACAAAAAUGACAGUUAUUAUCCAUUGAUACAUGGAGAGCUUAAUAAUUCAGGCAAACAACAUGAAUUUAAUUUAGGAAUACAAUUAAGAAAAGAAUAUGAUGAUUUUCUGGGUGAUAUUUAUUAUCAUAGAGAUGUAUUUGCUCGUUCUACCGAUUAUCGACGGACAAAAAUGUCCUUACAGCUUGUAUUAAGCGGAUUAUAUCCACCUAAAAAGACUCAAAUUUGGAAUCCUUAUCUCAAUUGGCAACCUACUAUUACAACAUACGUUCAUGGCGACUACGAUAAUCUUUUAAUUCCCGAAGAAUGCCCACAGUUUCUAAAAGAACUCGAAACAGUACAGAAAUUACCAGAAAUACAACAAAAAUUAAAGGAUUUUGGACCCUUAUUGAAGAAUUUGACAAAUUUAACUGGAAAAUUGAUUAAUACCAGCACCGAUAUGUAUGAUCUUUAUAAUAGCUUAUCGGCUCAAAAAUCCAUGGGAUUAGAACUUCCACGUUGGGCAGAAGAUAUGAUUCCUGAUGGCCCAUUGCUGGAUGGCAUUCUUUUUAAUUAUAAAAUAGUUCAUUAUAAUGAGAAACUUUUAAGAUUGAAUGGAGGUAUGAUACUCAGACAUUUAGUUGAAAAUAUGAAGAAUAUUCAGCAGAAUAAAAAAACACCAAAAGUUCAUUUAUUAAGUGGCCAUGAGACAAAUGUUGUAGCAAUUCUGAAUACUUUGAAAGUUUUUAAACCUCAUGUACCUGAGUAUAGUAGUGCUGUUGUCGUUGAAUUACUUCAGAACAAUACUUCUUACUUUGUAAAGAUACGAUAUUAUAAAGGAAUACCUUCAGAGUCAGAGUUGGAAGAUUUAAAAAUACCUGGAUGCACAAUUUUGUGUCCUUUUGAACAAUUUAUGCCAUUAAUGAAAAAUAUGAUUCCGACUGAUGAUGAAAUGAUUUGUAAAAAGACUGGUUCACUUUACAGAGUAGGAAAACCAGAAUAUUAAAAAAUAAAUAUUUGAGAAAAAAAUAAAUUAUUAUU
Molecule: messenger RNA, 1261 nt
Organism: Chelonus insularis
Lineage: Eukaryota; Metazoa; Arthropoda; Insecta; Hymenoptera; Braconidae
Product: venom acid phosphatase Acph-1-like
Exons: 6
Coding region: 72-1226 (384 amino acids)
Biological process (GO): dephosphorylation
Molecular function (GO): phosphatase activity
Source: RefSeq, a predicted model, not a curated record